This is a messenger RNA of Aspergillus bombycis, 1206 nucleotides long. Its product is annotated as purine-nucleoside phosphorylase. The transcript has 2 exons. The coding region runs from base 1 to 1206 and encodes 401 amino acids. Gene Ontology annotation, biological process: transmembrane transport; nucleoside metabolic process. Gene Ontology annotation, molecular function: catalytic activity. Gene Ontology annotation, cellular component: endoplasmic reticulum. The record is from RefSeq and is a predicted model, not a curated record. Lineage: Eukaryota; Fungi; Ascomycota; Eurotiomycetes; Eurotiales; Aspergillaceae.
AUGCAGCUUCUCAACACCAUCACUGCCGGCUUGCUCCUUGGUAGCAGCUGCCUGGCCGCUGCUAGCCCUGCGACAUGGCAACGCUCCGUGUCUCAGGCCCCCAAGAAGGCUGCCCCGAAGGUGUUCAUCGUGUCCAUGUUUGAACCCGAAGCCGCUGCCUGGUGGGGAAUCCCCGAAUUCGACCUGUUGGCUCACAACAUCACCAUCCCCGGUGCCUCGCCUGUCUUCCCUGACGUUCACUGUACUGCCGACUACAGCGUCUGUCAACUCAUUACCGGAGAGGGAGAGAUCAACGCCGCCAUCACGGUGUCCUCCAUUGCCCUCCACCCCUUCUUCGACCUCACCCACACCUACUUCCUCGUUGCCGGUAUCGCCGGUGUCAACCCCAAGGUCGCCACCAUCGGCAGUGCCACCUUCGCCAGAUACGCCAUCCAGGUUGCCCUGCAGUACGAGAUCGACCUCCGCGAGCUCCCCGACAACUUCACCACCAGCUACUUCCCCCAGGGCGCCUACGCCCCCGACCAAUACCCCACCAGCAUCUACGGCACCGAAGUCUUCGAGGUGAACGCCGAUCUGCGGGCCCUGGCCGUCUCCUUCGCCAAGAAGGCCAACCUCUCCGACUCCGACUCCGCGAAGGAAUACCGCAGCAAGUACACCGCCAAGGGCUAUGAAGCCGCCACCAAGGCGCCCUCCGUGCUGGAGUGCGACGUCGCCACCACGGACGUCUACUACAGCGGCAAGCUGCUCAGCGAGGCCUUCGACAACACCACCGAGGUCUGGACCAACGGCACCGGCAAGUACUGCAGCUCCGCCCAGGAGGACAAUGCCACCCUGCAGGCCCUGCUGCGCACCUCCGCCCGCAACCUCACCGACUUCUCGCGUAUCAUCAUCAUGCGCACCGGUUCCAACUUCGACCAGCCCCACCCCGACGAGUCUGCUCUCCAGCACCUCAAGUACGUCGAUGCCGGCGGCUUCGAGCCCUCCAUCAAGAACCUGUACAACGCCGGUAUCGAGGUCGUCACCGGUAUCCUGAACGGCUGGAACUCCACCUUCAAGGCCGGUGUCAAGCCCUCGAACUACGUCGGUGACAUCUUCGGCACCCUCGGCGGCACCCCGGAUUUCGGACCCGGCCGUCAGCAGGCGCUCGCGGACGCUGGUGCCAUCACCAAGCGAGGACUCGUCCGUCGCGGCCUGAUGCUGGCAUAA